Dichomitus squalens LYAD-421 SS1 is the source of this 1638-nucleotide messenger RNA. RefSeq lists its product as uncharacterized. The record is from RefSeq and is a predicted model, not a curated record. The transcript is spliced from 6 exons. Gene Ontology annotation, biological process: nuclear inner membrane organization. Gene Ontology annotation, cellular component: chromosome, centromeric core domain; mitotic spindle pole body; microtubule organizing center attachment site. The coding region runs from base 1 to 1638 and encodes 545 amino acids. Lineage: Eukaryota; Fungi; Basidiomycota; Agaricomycetes; Polyporales; Polyporaceae.
AUGCCCGCGCUCUUCAAGCACCCUAGCGCAGUAUUGUGCUUCUAUUGCCAGUCCGGCGUAACCCCCGUCCCACGGAACCCGCGUUCCUUCCGAUGUCCUCACUGCGACUGUUGGAACCGCUACGAUGCUAAGGGAGAGAUUGUCUCGGACGAGCCUGCGAUGCAUGACGAGAAUUUGAACGCGCGCUCGUUCGCGCGACGAGCGUCUCCACGAAAAGACCGGCUUCCCACAACGUACGGGAAUGCCUCCUUCUGCCAUACUUGCCAAACAAACCAAAUGCUACUCCAAAACUUAUUGGCAAAUUAUUUGCCACCGCCCGAUGACCCCGAGUAUGAGAACCGCUUGGAACUUCUGCCAGAGUAUCAGCGCUCUAUUGAGGUCCGAUAUCCUCCUGUAUGCACGAACUGCAUGCCCACCGUCGAAGAAGAAAUCCGAAAGAAGGACCAGAUGGCUCGCGUUCGUGCUCUCGGUAGCGCCCUUCGGAAUACCAAGGGCACUGACAACCGGAGGCGUACUUCAGCGACGCGGAAGGAGAGGGACAAGCUGGAGCGCGAGUUGCGACUGUGGCGUAUACGUGGUUGCUUGUGGGCAGCGAGUGCGGCGUGCGCGAUCGCUGGCUACGCAUCUAUCACUGCAACGUACCAUCUUGUCUCCCUUCCCGAAUCCUUUCCUCCGUUUCUUUUGAGUCUUGUGCUCAUCUCGAUCUUCUGGACGGGAUGGGAUCGGACAUACGCGACUGUCCGGAGAUACCAGUUUCAAGGUAGAGCUGUUCGUGUGCAUGGCAAACAGCAGUACAACGCCUUACAGCUGAUGGCCUGGUUUGCCAGAUUGGCCACAGCGACCUUGCUAGUUCUACCAAGACUCAAGCCGAGUCUUGAUGCCGUUCACUUAUGGACAGACCCGCUGGCGCACUGUGCGCGUAUCUAUACCGGCACAAUGCUAGUGUGCGAGAUAUCGACGCUGCUAGCAUGCGCUUUUGUAUUGAAGGUGCAACAUCCUCCGCCAGUUCGGCUGGUCGACUCGAAAGGGCGUCUGCGGCAACUGUCCGCGACUCCUUCGCUGUCAUCAUCUCGCGAUGUGACCCCCGUCGCCCCAGAGCCGGACAUGCUCUCCACUCUCACACUCUCCAACAAACCCGUCCUUAGUGCCCCUUCGGUUCAGAACCCCAUCUUCGGUAUGCCGUCGCUGCAUACUGCGGCUUCUCAGGCAUCACCUCCACCCAGAACAAAUAGUGCCGCGCCUCGAUCACCUGAUAUGGACGUUGACAUGGACGAUGAUGACGACCGUGAGCCUGAUCCGGACGCCAUGGACAUCGACCGUGCUUCCCCAGUGAAGCAGAGGAAUGACGAAGGCUCUUGGCUUCGUCCUCAGCGCUUCUUUGCUCCUGAGGAGCCUACGGGGCUGGAGACUCUGUUUGCACGGACUAUUCGCUUGGUGGACACAUCUGAUCAGAACGAGCGUGCGGCACGGUCUGCUGACGGUCGCAGAUAUGCAUCGUCUCGGAAGACGGGACGCUUCCUCCGUAACUGGCGGAUAUGGCUCACUCUGUCUGUUGUUCCAUUAUUAGCUGUUGGAUAUAAGGCAUGGGACGUCUAUAGGCGAAGAAGUAACGUUGCUACUCCAGAACCGAGUAUAUGA